This is a messenger RNA of Schistocerca cancellata (South American locust), 4685 nucleotides long. RefSeq lists its product as uncharacterized. The transcript has 7 exons. NCBI's taxonomy places the organism in Eukaryota, Metazoa, Arthropoda, Insecta, Orthoptera, Acrididae. The record is from RefSeq and is a predicted model, not a curated record. The coding region runs from base 230 to 1366 and encodes 378 amino acids.
AUCUUUUUCCGAAUGACAGUGUCACUUCAAGGUGUCGUAGUAUUGAGUAGUGUAUCCUUUCGCGAAAGUUCACUUGAUGCUUUGGGCUGUAUUGCCAUCCAGUAUGGCGAUCAUACGACUACCCUGUUAAUAAAACUGUGAAUUAGCUCUGUCGAAAUAAACCUUGACGUCUGGUGCGUCGCAAGAUUAGAUAAGGGCGUGCUUGUCUUCCGGUUCCGUUGGGUUUGUAAUGGCGGCAGAUGUAGGUGUUAUGAGUAAACCAAGGUUUAUUGUUUUGGGAGGGUGUGGAUUCAUAGGGAGGAAUUUUGUGCAAUACCUCAUAGAAAAUGACAUAGCUUCAGAAAUAAGAGUAGUUGACAAGGUUCCACCACAAACAGCCUGGCUGAAUCCAAAGCACCAGAAGACCUUUGAGGAUCCACGUGUCGUUUUUCGGAGUGCCAACCUGAUUAAUUCCGGUUCUUGCGAGGCUGCCUUUGCACCCAACGGAGACAGUCCAUUCGACUACGCCGUCAAUUGUGCCUGCGAGACCAAACCCGGCCAGACCGACCCUGUGUAUAAAGAAGGAAUCUUGAAAUUGAGUAUUAAUUGUGCCAAUGAAGCAGCAAAACAGGGCGUCAAGAGGUUCAUUGAGCUUUCAGAUGGCCACAUGUGCUCAUCUGACAAGGCACCUUUCAAGGAGGACGGGAAGCCAGAACCCUGGACGUACGUGGCUAAGUGGAAGUGCCAAGUGGAAGAGGAGUUGAAGAACGUGCCCGAUCUAAAGUACACCGUGGUGCGCCCCGGCAUCGUGUACGGGCUCGGCGAUCGCCACGGCCUCGCUCCGAGGCUGGUCAUCGGUGCCGUAUACAGGCACCUCGGAGAGAUGAUGAAACUGCUGUGGGGUCGCGACCUACGCAUGAACACAGUCCACGUGGAAGACGUUUGCCGCGCGAUAUUGCACUUGGCACAACGCGAUGACACUGUCGGACAGGUUUACCACAUCGUCGAUUCGGGAGAUACGACGCAAGGAGAUAUCAGCUCCGUUGUGUCAGACCUCUUUGACAUCAAUCACGAUUACUGGGGCAAUACUCUGUCCAGCAUCUGCAAGUUGUUCCAGGCGGACAUGUCCAGUGUGGUUGAGGAGGUGAACGACAAGCACAUGGGUCCGUGGGCCGAGGCUUGCGCCCGGGACGGUGUGGAGAACACUCCUCUGACACCGUACAUUGACCAGGAGCUGUUGUACAACAAACACCUCUACCUGGACAACAGCAAGCUGCUCAGCACAGGCUUCGAACUAUCUGUGCCGAGACUGUCAAAAGAUAAGCUGAAAGAGAUCCUUACAGACUACUCGUCAAUGAAGCUGUUCCCGCACUCCCUGAUUUUGUGAUGCCGCAGUCUGUCACGAGUGCUGUGCUGUUCUCCGCUCCUCACCUGCUAGCCCAGCCUGUGAUGUGGAUUCGGGAUGGUCACUGUAGUCCGUCCCGUUCCAGAGAAGCCGAGCGGCGAUAUACCGAAAGUCACAACGGUGCCGAAGUGUGAACCCUUUCUCGGCUCCCGUACAAUUUUUUUUCCCUGUCCCUGCUACAGUUUCCUUGUCGGAGCUGUGGGUACUGGACCCGCGAAUUCUACCCCUGCGGUCCCCGUGCUAGCUCGAUGAAUGUUUCGCUUCUGAGAGGGCUUCUCCUAUAGCUGUGCUGGCUGCCUUACUGACUUUGGUUUAGUUUUACCAUUGUGAAUUCUAGUGGAGAAAAAAAUUGUUAUACCUGUGAACAUAAUGUGACUAUGUGGUGCUUAUCUGCGAGAUUAGUACAAGGCUACAAAUUACUAGUCCCCCGCCCCUCCCACUAUGUUGUGUUACAUUGAAAAACAAUGCUAAAGUCGUGUUUCUGCGCUGUUGCAGUAAGUUUAAACUUUGUUUUUUUACGUGCCUCUGUUAAAGGCGUAACAAUAAAAUCUUUCAUUCCCACCAGCUGAGUCUGUAUCUUUCUAAGAAUUGUUCCACAGGUGGUUCCCAAAGGUUAAAUUGACAAAUCAACCCAGAUCUCUUAAAAGUAAGAAUAAUAUAAUGUUAUAUCCUUAAUAUACAAAUGCGUAUCUAUUGUAAACAUUGUUUGGUGAUACUUAAGAUGUUGUUUGCAUAAUGUGACUGUUAUGUAAUUGUAAACACAUUUAUUUCUUGCAAGUGAAGGAAAGACUGGCCGAAUGGAACAAUCCGCAAGUGUUCUAUAGCUUUUUGCUUUGUCACUUUUUUUGGUAAUAGAUAAGAUGAAUGACUACUUGUUUCCCAUGCAGGCCUUCAGAUUUUUUGGAAAUGGUUGCUUUUCUGGAAAUUUUCAUUUAGAACAGUUUACUAUUUUGAUCUGUGAGUUACACGUGUAUGAAUACCAGUGGUACAGUGUGUUCUUUCCAUUUGUGUAGAAGUAACGCCAAUUUGUACUUCGCCUGUACUUAGUUUCACGCUGUACUUCACUUCCUGCCGUGCAAAGGCUUUGGGAAUGGCGAUAACAAGUAUUAGUACAGCAAAAAAUAUGUAAUAUUUUCUUUCUUGAGCAAAGAAAAGAAAAUGUUUCGUAUUCUUUGUGGACAAAAAUGUAUCCACUUGCAAAACUCUUUUGUUGUUUUGACCAUUUUUAUAAUACUUUGUGUGCUGCAAUAAUGAUUUGUAUUAUUGCUUGAUGAAAAGAUUUGAUCCUUUUAGAAAUUUAUGGAAUUGGAUUUGAACUUUUUUGUGCAAUUUUGUAGUUCUUUAUAGAGCUCUAGAGAGCAGUCGACUUGCCUCGCCAAGGUCGUGUGUGGGAUCACGUAACUGUUUUUGUACAUUUCUGGAGACUUGGGAGUCAUCCUUCAGAAAUUCUUUCACAGCUGUGCAAUAAGAGUAGCAUUCAAAUUUUGAAGAUCUUACAAGAAUACAGAGGCUGUGAGUUUUGUGUAACCUUUUAUGCCUUUCUUUCCUCUGUAGGUCAGAAACAGUCAAAAAAGAUUAACUAGUCAAAGAAAAACUAAACAUUCCAUUGAAGCUCUGUAUUAUGGAGUAAGUCAUAAUUUUAUUCACUUGUCUUAAGUUAUUUGAAGAUCAGUUGCUACUGUUGUUUGUAAUUUGUAGAACUAACCUAUUUACACUGAGCAAGUGGUGUAGAAAACACUGGAGCAUGUUGUUGAAGGUGUCUGUUGGUUUACCUUGCUGCCUGUUAUCAGGCUUCAUUGGAGGUACAUCAAUGGGAAGUCAUUGGUUGAAUGUGAGUAAUGUUUCUGUUUGUAUCAAUGACUCGUCCAUAUGUUGAAUUUUUAACUUUAAUCUUCAUUAUUUAGAGUUAACUGUAGAUGUCAUAUGAUUUAUAUGCUAAUUACUUCAUACCUAUUGAGUAUCCUUAAUCACAUUUUGAAAGUUUUCAUUCAGCGUUUUAUUCAAAUUUUCAUCUCACUUGACUUUCUGUAGAGCUGAAGAGAGAUUCUUUUUUGCCACCUGUUUCCCCACUCUUCCUGGUUUCAUAGUUUGCUGUUCUACACCUACAUUCUUAUGCACCAUACUACUUUGCCAUGUGUAGAAUAAAGAUUACGUAGCCAGAUUUCUUAAAACGAGAGCACCGUCAGAUGUCUGCCGUGAGCUGCUGUGGGGGCCACGAGACUUCUUUUGUAGCAUCUGCCUCUGGAGUUCAUUGAGCAUUUCGUUUAUGCUCUACCACUGAUUUAAUAAACCUGUGAUAGAACAUGCAUUAAUUUUAUUUAUUUAUUUUUUAAAUCCUACCUGGUAAGGACCAAAAACUGACAAGGAAUACUUAAAAACUAGAGAGGAUUGAAGUUUUGUCAACUACAUUAUUUGUGGUUUGAUUGCAUUUCCAUCAGAUUAAAAUCAGCCCGGUAUCCGCUUUUCCUACAGUCAGUUUGUGUGUUAUUAGUUCAUGUGUAAUAAUUGAUCAUAGUAGAUGACCCUACAGAGGUAGUGUUGAUACGAAUGUUGAUUAUAUAUUGCACCCUAACAGCUUUGACAAAUGAAUGAUUUAAUUUGAAUCGCUUUGAUAUAGUGUGAAAGUUUCAGACACCUUCACUGCUAUGCUUCAGAAUUAUCAUAUUUAUAACGGUAAUAAUUUUAUUAUUAUUGAAGUGAGCAUUAUUUUAAUUUUCAUAUUGUCUUGAGCAAUGACAAUUAAGGGUAUGUUUUGUUUGAUAGUAACUCCUGAUAAAGUGAUUAGCAAUUCCCUAAAUUUUCCACUAGAAGUGCCGAUAUAUUGACUGCUUGUUUUUGUAAUGUUGCUGUAUUUCUUUCUAAAGAGAGAACAAAAAUAAUAUCAAAUUUGCACUGUUUUGAAAUUUGUUCUUGAAGCAGGAACCUUAUGGAACUGUAAGAAAAUAUAUGCAUAUAUUUUUAAAGAUAUAUCUGCAGUUGAAUGCUUGGAAUGCUGAAAUGUAUGCUAUGUGGCUCAUCUCUUUUAUUAUGAAUUUACACUGUUAAUAACAUACUGAAUGAGGAAGCUAGCUGCAAAUGUACUUAAGAGAGCAAUAUUACACUUAUAGAUCUCUAGGUGUCAUUGUGGUGCAGGGUUCUUUUCUAACUCAAUAUAAUAGUAUUAUAUUAUAAAUCAGUAUUUGAUACAAUAUUGUAAUGAAUUUAUAUAUCAUGAACAACUAUGUGUAAGGGUAACCAUGUAAGUUGGAUCUUUUGUGAUUUUCACGCAUGCAAUAAAAAAUGUUUGCAGUUUCUCAAAUAA